CCAGGGCUCAAACCCAUGUCCACUUCAUCGGCAGGAGGAUUCUUAUCUACUGCGCCACCAGGGAAGCCCUAUUUUUCUUCUGAAAGACUAGGUUAAUGGACAAGGCUUGGAGUUGGCUGAAAAAGCAUUCCUCCCUGGCUGCUCAGAGAUUAGUAAGUUGAUUGGAUCUAAGUUGAUUUUGUUACCGAUUAGGAUUCUUGGACUCCUUAAUCAAUAGAAAUUGAUAAGAGGCCAGAGAAGAAAUUCAGGCAAGGCUUUAUUGGGACUUGUGCUGCAGCACGAGGGUGCGAAACCAAGUAGCAGGAUCCUUUGCUCGCCCCCUGACGGGGGAUGGGGGUGGGGGGGCGAGCUUGUACCUUACAUGGGGUGAGGGCAGAGGCGGGCCCACGGGUUGGUCCCCAACAGUGGCUUGGGUGGUCUGCCCCCCCCCGCCAACUUGGUGGUGCUGAGUAGAGGGAUCAUUUGCAGUACCUGUGCUUUGCUUCCUGACUCCUCAGAAGUGGCAGUUGGGUCUUUGGUCUUUUUGUAUCUUGUUCAUAGUUUGCCCCAACUGCCACAUGCAUGCAGUUUUUUGUUGUUGUUGUUUUUCAUGCAGUUAUUUUUAAUCCCUUAGUUUCUUUGUAUUUUGUUUGGACGAGAUUUGUCCAGGUGCAAGCACUGCACCAAAAGGUCCCAGGUCUCAGCCUGUCUCAAUUUCUUUAAGGCUGAGCCUGUGGCGGUUCACCCACAAAGUAGGAAAGGAGAUUAUUUCCUGAUUUAUGCUUUCCCUUUGCCAAAUGUUUGCUUGUGCUUGUCCUUAAUUUGUCCUGUUUCCUUGAUCACAAGUCCAAAGAUGACAUCUUCUAAGCAAUGAGAAGCGUUUUCACUCUGCUCUGUCCAAACCAUAGCAUUCCACGUUCUACCUGUGGUUUUUCCCAUUUACUAAGUCGUUUGAGUCAAAUGCUAGCGGGCGGUUUGGCUUCCCAGACUUGGAACACUGACUGCUCUUGGAGGGGGUGUCAUCAGCCCUGCUCGAUCAUGGAGAAACAAGUCGCCUCACACAGGACACUUAAGGAGUCACCUAGAAGGCGGACUGGCAGGGCUGUUUUUCUUGCUGAGCACAGUACCCUCAGCCCCUAACAAUAUCUGGUGCUCAGGGUCUGCGAAUCCUUUAAGUGCAUAAGCGUCUCUAUGGGGAACGAAGGCACAGCAAUCAUUUGACUCGUACAAGGGUUUGCGCUGACAAAACGCGGCUCAUUUACCAAGUCACCCAACUGGGUCACUGUGCAAUGUGCACGCACUAAGCAAUAUGCGUAAACACCGCAGAAACUGAAGCCAGCCUUCAGGCCCGGGCCCGGUGGCGGCGGAAACAGCAGGUGUCGAGUCCCCGGGAGGAGGUCUCCGAGCUGAGGGCGGACGGCACGGGGACGGGGCCCCACUGCUUCCAGGCGGACGCCACCCAGAGCCCGAGGCCCUCAAACCCGUUUCCAAAGGCGGAGCACAGACAACCAGUAAAACAUCCAUCCCCGGGCCAAGGCCCGCCCGCCCCGCCCACGCUCUCGGAAGCGCGCUGUGGGGGGGAGGACCGGAAGUGACGCGCUUUCCGCGCGCCGCCUAGCACGUAUUUUUUGCGCGCUGCGCGCCGCUCGAGACUUGCAGGCGUCCCGGCAUCUCCUCUGACCGGGCGCGAUGGGCAAAAAGGGCAAGAAAGAGAAGAAGGGCCGCGGGGCGGAGAAGACGGCCGCCAAGGUGGAGAAGAAGGUGUCCAAGCGCUCGCGGAAGGAGGAGGAGGACCUCGAAGCCCUCAUAGCCCACUUCCAGGCUCUCGAUGCCAGAAAGACUCGGAUCGUGGAGACACCCUGCUCCCCACCUUCUCCAAGGAAGAAUGGGAGCGAGGCAGCUCAGCUUCAUUGUCGUGGAGAAACCCGGUUAAAUGCCUCGCUCUCUGCUCAUCCUGAGAAAGAAGAAUUAAUCCUUUUCGGAGGUGAAUAUUUCAAUGGCCAAAAAACUUUUGUAUAUAAUGAACUCUACGUCUACAACAUUAGGAAGGACGCCUGGACUAAAGUCGAAAUCCCCAACCCACCUCCGAGGCGUUGUGCUCACCAGGCGGUGGUGGUGCCCCAGGGCGGCGGACAGCUGUGGAUCUUUGGCGGGGAGUUUGCCUCUCCCGAUGGAGAGCACUUCUACCACUACAGGGACCUCUGGGUCCUGCAUUUGGCCACCAGGACGUGGGAGCAAGUCAGAUCACCAGGCGGUCCUUCAGGACGGAGUGGACAUCGGAUGGUGGCCUGGAAGAGACAGUUAAUCCUUUUUGGUGGCUUCCAUGAGAGUACAAGAGAUUACAUCUAUUACAAUGACCUGUAUGCCUUCAACCUGGACGCUUUCACGUGGAGCAGGCUGUCCCCGUCCGGGACUGGGCCCACACCCAGGUCAGGCUGCCAGAUGACCGUCACCGCCCAGGGCAGCAUCGUCAUCUACGGGGGCUACUCGAAGCAGAGAGUCAGGAAAGAUGUGGACAGAGGUACCCAGCACUCCGACAUGUUCCUGCUGAAGGCUGAGGAGGGAAGAGAAGGCAGAUGGGCCUGGACGCGGGUCAACCCUUCCGGAGCCAAGCCCACGCCAAGGUCCGGCUUCUCGGUGGCUGUGGCCCCGAACCAUCAGACGCUGCUGUUUGGGGGUGUGUGUGACGACGAGGAGGACGAGAGCCUGGAGGGCCACUUUCUCAGCGACCUGCACUUCUACGACCCCGUCAGGAACCGCUGGUUCGCGGGGCAGCUGAAGGGGUCCAAGGUGGAGAAGAGGAGGCGCAGGCGGGGCAGAAAAGGGGAGCCCGGGGGUUCCAGCAAGCAGGAACUGAAGGGGACCCCGGCCCAGGAGCCCCUGCAGGUGGCCAGAGAGCUGGUGGCAGAGGACGGGACCGCAGCCACCAUCCAGCAGGGGCUCGCUGCCCGGGGCCCGGCGGGACAGCCUGAGUCUGACGACAGCGACGAUGGCCCCAGCGAGGCGGGGGUCCCUGCGGUGGAGCCGAGCGCCCGCUCCAGCGCCAUGCUGGCCGUGAAGCACGGGCGCCUCUACCUCUAUGGGGGCAUGUUUGAGGCUGGCGACCGCCAGGUCACCCUCAGCGACCUGUACUGCCUCGACCUCCACAAGAUGGAGGAGUGGACCGUCCUGGUGGAGAUGGAUCCAGAAUCUCAGGAGUGGCUGGAGGAGACGGACUCGGAGGAGGACAGCGACGAGGUCAAGGGCGCCGAGGGCGGCGGGGAGAGUGAAGAGGACGAGGACAGCGGCGAGGAGGCCAGGGAGCAACGCCCCUCGGCGGCGCCCAGUGAGCCAUUCGCAGACUCCCUGCCCAGGACCGAGCAGUAGUGGGCGAAGCUGGCGCAGACGACGCCGGGCCCCGGAGAGGAGAGCGCUGAGAGCCGCCCGGGCCGUGGCCGUGGCUUUCUCUGAUGACUCAGCCGCAGCCGCACACCCGCCAGAGCCUAGACUGAGGGGGUGGGGUUCCCUGCCCUCAGCGCGCUGCGUGCGGUUUAAAAUAAACUGGACUUGGCAGGGGGCUGCUGCCGCGAGGGUGGUCUUUCGUGCAGCCUCCGGGCCCCGGUGGUUCUGGCGGGGCCUCGGGCUGGGUCGGGCCGAGCUGAUGGUGAGGGGGAGCCGCCUACACGGCAGGCGGCACCUUGAUCAUGAAGUGGAACGCUGCGGGCUUUGCGGGGUUCCCCUCUGCAAAACUAGGAGAUGGGUUCUGCCCGCCUGCACGUUCAGCCGACUCCUUCCUUUUUAAAAAUGAUCGGUGGCCGCCCACCGCCUCCUGUACGCGUUUUCUCGGUUCUCUGGAGAAUAAAGCCUGUUGUGGGCUGGUCUGCUCGCUCUGC
Aethalodelphis obliquidens (Pacific white-sided dolphin) is the source of this 3851-nucleotide messenger RNA. It is a transcript of the gene KLHDC4, whose product is annotated as kelch domain containing 4. Gene Ontology annotation, molecular function: protein binding. The coding region runs from base 1669 to 3345 and encodes 558 amino acids. The transcript is spliced from 13 exons. The record is from RefSeq and is a predicted model, not a curated record. NCBI's taxonomy places the organism in Eukaryota, Metazoa, Chordata, Mammalia, Artiodactyla, Delphinidae.